AUGGCAGCGUCAUCGCAAUUCAAACAACUAGAGAAACUCGGCAAUGGUACAUAUGCCACCGUGUACAAGGGUUUGAAUAAGACUACUGGCGUUUAUGUGGCCCUCAAAGAGGUCAAACUUGACUCCGAAGAGGGGACACCAUCUACAGCAGUGCGUGAAAUUUCUUUAAUGAAAGAACUAAAGCAUGAAAAUAUCGUAAGGCUUUACGAUGUUAUUCACACCGAAAACAAAUUGACACUAGUUUUCGAAUUCAUGGAUAACGAUUUAAAAAAAUAUAUGGAUUCUCGUAUCGUGGGCAAUACCCCUUACGGAUUUGAAAUGAGCUUGGUAAAGUACUUCGAAUGGCAAUUACUACAGGGCGUGGCAUUUUGUCACGAAAAUCGUAUCCUUCAUCGCGACUUGAAGCCCCAAAAUCUCCUAAUCAAUAACAAGGGACAGUUGAAGCUGGGGGACUUUGGUCUAGCAAGAGCAUUUGGAAUCCCCGUCAACACGUUUUCAAGCGAGGUAGUAACGCUGUGGUACAGAGCACCUGAUGUGCUAAUGGGGUCCCGUACUUAUUCCACAUCAAUCGAUAUCUGGUCUUGUGGUUGCAUCUUAGCAGAAAUGAUCACCGGGAGACCAUUAUUUCCAGGAACGAAUGAUGAAGAGCAAUUGAAACUGAUAUUUGAAACUAUGGGAACGCCCACAGAACGUACUUGGCCAGGAAUCUCAAAUCUGCCCAAGUACAAUCCUCAAUUGCCACAACACCUACCCAAGGAUUUGGGAGCUCUAUUGCAAAGCCAAACAAGAGAGAAGAUGGAUCUCACUCUUAUCGAUCUUUUAUAUGGUCUCUUACAAUCAAAUCCGGACCGUAGGUUGAGUGCCAAGCAAGCAUUAAAUCAUCCGUGGUUUGCAGAAUACUACCAGUGA
Lachancea nothofagi CBS 11611 is the source of this 909-nucleotide messenger RNA. The record is from the annotation of a GenBank genome assembly. NCBI's taxonomy places the organism in Eukaryota, Fungi, Ascomycota, Saccharomycetes, Saccharomycetales, Saccharomycetaceae.